AAAUUUGAAAAUUAUAUUAUAUUUUGCUUUUAAGUCUUCUGUUGUCAAUAAGUUUUGAAAAAUAGUAAAAAUGGAAAAAUUGUGAUAAUGUGUGUCAUGUUUAAUUUUCCUGAAAGAUAGUUAAUUAAAUAAUGUUAUUCUGUAAAGGUUAUUCAUUGGGUUUAAAUAUUAAUUUAUUGCGACGCAGCCUAAUUUGUUUUCAGGGUCAUCACAUAAAUAGAAAUGAAGGCAACAAGUCAAGUAUUCAUUGUCAAUGUCAAGUCACGGGCCAACAAAGUCGAAAUUUAUUCAACUUUUCUAAGCCCAGUCGUAAAAGGGAAUAUAGUGGAAGACAACUUGUAGGAUAUUCCAUGGAUCAGAUGUUUGAAGUUGUAUCAGAUGUAGAAAAUUACUAUAAAUUUGUUCCAUGGUGUAAACAAUCCAUUGUAUUAAUGCGAGGACCUGGACAUCUUAAAGCAGACUUGAUUGUUGGUUUCCCCCCAAUAAAUGAAAGUUAUACAUCUCAUGUUACCUUAGUAAAACCAUAUUUAGUGAGAGCUGAAUGUAUGGAUGGCAGGUUGUUUAAUCACAUGUUGACUUUAUGGAGAUUCAGUCCUGGAUUAAAAAGAGAACAACAGUCUUGUGUAGUAGAUUUUCAAAUAUCUUUUGAAUUUAGAUCAGCCCUUCAUUCUCAACUGUCAAAUUUAUUUUUUGAUCAAGUUGCUAGACAAAUGGAAGGCGCUUUUAUUCGGGAAGCGGGAAAAAGACACGGCCCUGCUACAAUGCAGCCAAAGAAUUUACUACUUAACAACCAAACUCUGAAAAGUUGACUAUAAUUAUCAAAAUUCAUAGUGAAAUUACAAAAUUUGUAU
This is a messenger RNA of Papilio machaon (common yellow swallowtail), 851 nucleotides long. Its product is annotated as coenzyme Q-binding protein COQ10 homolog A, mitochondrial. The coding region runs from base 132 to 809 and encodes 225 amino acids. Gene Ontology annotation, cellular component: mitochondrion. The record is from RefSeq and is a predicted model, not a curated record. Gene Ontology annotation, biological process: ubiquinone biosynthetic process; cellular respiration. Gene Ontology annotation, molecular function: ubiquinone binding. NCBI's taxonomy places the organism in Eukaryota, Metazoa, Arthropoda, Insecta, Lepidoptera, Papilionidae. The transcript has 3 exons.